Molecule: messenger RNA, 10656 nt
Organism: Patiria miniata (bat star)
Lineage: Eukaryota; Metazoa; Echinodermata; Asteroidea; Valvatida; Asterinidae
Gene: afdn
Product: afadin-like
Exons: 25
Coding region: 178-7134 (2318 amino acids)
Biological process (GO): signal transduction
Molecular function (GO): protein binding
Source: RefSeq, a predicted model, not a curated record
GCAUGCGCAGUUAAGAAUGGUUUAAAACUACUACGACUGCUGGAGUUGUCGCGUCGUGUGGUGUGAAAACAGAAGUAAACUCGACGGAUUUUACCCAACAGAAUCACAAAUAUUCAUCCGGAUGGAAUCAUAAUUUUGUCAGUGGAAGACCAGAGAAACGGUACCACCUGCAACAAGAUGUUUCGGCGGGGCGCACAAGAUGAAAGACUCCGCCUGAAGCGCGUCAUCGAAGUAUGGAAUGCAAGUCGGUUGGAUCUGUUCGAAAUAACUGAACCAGAUGAGAACCUGGAAUUCUUCGGAGUGAUGCGCUUCUUCUACCAGGAGGAAGGUGACAAAGUGACAUCCAAAUGCAUUCGUGUUUCCAGCUCAGCCAACACAACAGAUGUCAUCAAUACAUUGAUAGAGAAAUUCCAUCCUGAUAUGCGCAUGCUGUCCAUUCCAGACUACAUACUGGUGGAAGUACAUGCCAAUGGCGAGGAACGUGUAGUCAAGAAGGAUGAGCACCCCCUGAAGGUGCAGUUAAACUGGAGUGAAGAUUUACGAGAAGGUCGCUUCUUGCUCAAGAUGACAACUGAUACCUCAAAGGUCAAUCUAUACGGUGGGGAUGCUCCUCCACAGCCAUUUAAGAGGAAGCUCUCCAAGAGGGAGAAGAAAGAACAGAAAAAGAAGGAUAAAGAAGCUAAACUCAAGAGCAAAAAUGAAACAGAGGAAAGCAAGGCGGAGAAGCUGUACCAGGACCUGUCUAAGUCUCGCUUCACUCGUACCAUCUCCAACCCGGAGAUGGUCAUGAAACGCCAACGUCAGAAGAAACUAGAGCAGAUGGAACGCUUCAAGAGUCGUCCGCAGUCAGGAGGAGCCUUGAAGAUCUAUGCCCACUCCUUGUUUCCUGAGGUGCCUUACAAGACCCUACUGGUAGAUGUGGACAGGUCAGCUGAUACCAUCGUCAAGGAAGCCUUGGAGAAGUUUGGCAGACCCAAGGAGAACCCACAGGACUUCUGUCUCGUCAAGGUUGUUGUACCACCCAAUGAGGAUCCUGCAGCAUAUAUUGAGAAGGGUGGAUGGGGUAAAGAACACAUCAUGGAUGAUGAUGAGUCCCCAUUGGAAGCUGUGAUCAGAUGGCCUGAAAGCAGAGGUGAAUUGAUUUUUGAGUUGAAACUGCGACCCUCUGACUACCAGCCACGUCUUAAGAAGAGACAGGGAAGGGACAACAUGCAUUCACCAAGACUACCGCCUGAGAGACUGCCGUACUUCCUGGAAUUGAAUGAAGAUGGGACAGACGUCAUUGACUACAAACCCAAGCGAUAUCGUCUGCAGGAGAAUGUGACUGAAGUGGGCAGUGAGCAUGAAGUGUCUAACACAGGACAGUAUCUGCAGUUAUUCUCGCCUGGUAUUCAGCCGCGUCACUGUGUAGUAGCCAAUAUGGAAGGUGUGGUCACCGUCACACCUACCAGCCCUGAAUCAGAGACCUAUGUCAACGGUCAUCGUAUCUAUGAGACUACCAUGCUGCAACACGGUGCUGUGGUUAGGUUUGGAAGGCAUCAUUGCUUCCGAUUCUGUGAUCCACAAGUUGAGGACCCGGAUUGGGCUAAGCGAGAGCAGAAGUCCAAUAACUUUGAGACAACCUUUGAUGUGGACGGUAAGAUAGAAACCAAUGCCGGCCAGAUGGAGAAGAGAAAUAAACCACCAGAGGUGCUGCCAGCUACUCUGGAAUUCAAGGAAGCAGGAGAGGACAAAUUCCUGAUUACCUUCAUACGGGAUGUCAACGGUGCUAACAUCUACUUCAAAUUGGCUCCUACCUACACUCUGUAUCUGGGAUGCCGCUUCAGGUUAUCCAAGCUGUAUCGACCUGAGAUGGGGCCUACUGAGCGUGCUCAGAGACUGACGGCAUUCCUGAACAAGACGGCUGAUCUGAUUGACCGCACUGUGGGGGACAAUCAUCAGAUUGCUGGUGUGCUGGCCUUCUGGUUAGCCAAUGCCUCUGAGUUCCUUCAUUUCAUCAAGGAAGAUCAAGAUCUGAGUAGCAUCUCUCAAGAUGCUCAAGACAUCUUGCAAGAAUGCAUCCAGCAAAUGUUCAGGCAUCUUGUUCGUAGCAUACAGCUGGAGAUGAACAUGACCUUAUCAGCAUUCUUAGAUCCUAGUGAAGAUGCUGAUGUAGAGAGAGAUAUGUCUACAGAUGAUGAUAAGAGUAAUGACAGUGGGCGUGGAGGUAGUAAGGAUAAUCCGCUGCGCAUCAGUGCACGUUGGUUGAAUCCACCCAACCGUGGCCCUGCACAGACCAGACCUAACAUUGGUGAUGUCGUUAACGUCUUUCACUCCGUUAUGACUCUCCUGCGCCGUUGUCGUGUCAACGCCGGUCUGACUAUUCAACUCUUCUCUCAACUCUUCCAUUUUGUGGGUGCUUGGAUCUUCAAUAAGCUGGUUGCUCAUCCACAGUUGCGUCUGUGUCAUCGGGAGUGUGCAUCCAUGCUGCUUCGUCGGCUGAGUCGCAUCAAUGCCUGGGCAGAGAAACAAGGACUUGAGCUGGCUGCUGAGGCACAUUUGACUAAGGUUACACAGGCUCUGCGAUUGAUGAUGGCACCUAAAGAUUCCAGGGAUGCUCUGAAUGCAGCCUGCUCACAGUGCUUCCAGCUCAACUCCAGACAGCUCAGGGCACUGCUGGAGAACUACAUCCCCUCACACAAUGAGAGACAAAUGCCCAGUGAUGCCAUCAUGAGAGUGGUAACCAUUGCGCAGAGCACCAAUGAUGAGCCAUCUAUCGAUGGCCGCCCGGUCCCCUUAGAGGAAGAUCCUGAGCUACGUCUGGCACUCAUCGUACCUGAGGAUGGCUACUCAUGUGAGAUAGUCAAAGGUGUACCUAAUGGGCUACAGGAGUUCAUUGAACCACUGCUGCGUGCAGGCCUGGCACGGUUGACUGUCAACCCAACGUCAUCAGGUGACUGGACAUUGUACUUGUAUGGUCGUAAUCCAAGUAUGGAGCAGGGACCACCUCAGCCUAUGCAGCCACAGCAACCUCCUCCAAUACAGAAGCAGCAGCAACAACAGCAGCAGCAGCAUCAACCACCACCACAGCAACAGCAACAAAAGCAACAGCAGCAGCAACAACCACCACCACAGCAACAACAAAAGCAACAACAGCAGCAAGUGCCUCCAAUGUCACCCAUCAUGGUUAAACCUCCGCCCCAAGUACGGGCCGAUGCUAAGGCACCUCCAGGCAAGGAACCUGACAUCUUCACCAUUCAAUUAAACAAAGGAGGAAGCAGGAUGGGUCUGAGUAUCAUAGCAGCUAAGGGUGUCAAUCAGGAGAAGAUUGGUGUGUAUGUCAAGGCGGUGGUACCAGGAGCUGCAGCACACAAGGACGGUCGUAUCAAGGCUGGAGAUCAGCUCCUUGAGGUAGAUGGGAACAGCCUGGUGGGCCUCAAUCAAGAACAAGCUGCUGUACAUCUGAUGAAGACAGGGCAGAUUGUAUCUCUCAAGAUAGCAGAGCAGGGAGCAAUCUUCCAUGGCUUGGCAGAAAUACUCAGCCAGCCAUCGCCUCCAAUGCAACGAGCCAACAAAGGAGCCCCACCGCCAGCCUCCCAGCAGCAACCAUCCACCCCAACCCAGCCCUCUCCUCAUCCACAGAUGAGACCAAAGAGUGAAGAGAUAUCACAGGCCAUGUCUCCCCCUCAGAUGGCUGAGCCUGUCGGUAGAUAUCCCGAUAGUAGAGAGUGGCCAGCGCAGCGUGAUGGCCCGACAGCUGCGCCAAGACUAGGCCGUUAUGAUAUGAGCAAGGCUGACUAUGCUAGAUCAUCACCCAAUCUCAGAGAGGAGCCCCGUCAACGUAUCCAGUCCGAUCGUGACUUGUAUGCCACAGUCAACAAAGAUCCCUACAGCAGAGCAGCAUCCAACACAAACCUCAGGGGUCAACUUCCAGCCAGCCAACAGAUGUACCAACGUUCCAAGUCAACAUCACACCUGGAUCCAGAGCCCGAGAUGCCAAAUCAUGAGCUGCCAAGGUCAGCCGUAUCUCAAGCUAAUGUCCGAGCGGCGCCACCAGGAGGUAUUCAAGUCAUGGGUGGCCCAAUUCCAGCACCUCGUCUGAAAGAUAUCCACACUGCAGAACCAAAAUCCAAAGAAGAAAUAGCUAGAGAAGAACAGGCAGAGAGGGCCAAAGAACAAAGGGAAAGACAGGAGAGAGCAAGACAAGAAAGACAGAAGGAGGAAGAGAGGCAACGGGAGGAGAGAGAAAGAGAGGAACGCAUCAGACAAGAAAGGCUGAAAGCACAGCAACUUCAGGAAGAAAGGUUGAAAGAAGAAAGACUGCGGGAAGAAAGAGCGAGAGAAGAAAGACUGCGGGAAGAAAGAGUGAGAGAAGAAAGACUGCGGGAAGAAAGAGCGAGAGAAGAAAGACUGCGGGAAGAAAGAGCGAGAGAAGAAAGAGCUAAAGCAGAACAAGCAAGAAUACAGCGAUUAAGGGAAGAAAGAGCCAAAGAAGAGAAGCAACGAGAAGAAAGGGCUAGAGAAGAGAGAUUAAGAGAAGAAAGACUGAGAGAGGAAAGGGCAAGAGAAGAAAGAGAAAAGAGACUUCAAGAAGAAAGACUUCGAACGGAAAGGGCAAGAGAAGAGAAACUGAAAGAGGAAAGAGCCAGGGAAGAAAGGGCCAAGGAAGAGCGACUGAAGGAGGAACGAGCAAGAGAAGAAAUGGCAAGGAUUGAAAGGUUGAGAGAAGAGAGAGCAAGAGGGGAACGAGCUCGGGAAGAUAGGAUGCGAGCAGAAAGAGAAAAAGAGAUGAGAGACAGGGAAGAGCAGCAGAGGAUCUAUCGCCAGAAUGAGUCCCGUCAACAACUCCCACCUAAUCAGUAUCAGCCAGGACCGAGGGAUCGUUAUGGCUCCAAUUAUCAGUACCCUCCAGAUCAGCCAAGAGAUUUUCAGUAUCAGGACCGACCUCAGCGUGGUUGGGAAGCCGACACAGAUGACAUGGGAAGACCUGCACCAGCUCCACGAACCUCAGUCUCUCAGGACAACAGGUAUAACCCACAGCAGAACUAUGCUCCUAUCAGUGCUCAACAUCAGCAGAUGUAUCAGAGUGCACCAUUUUACAGUAUGCCUGAUGGCCAGAGAAAUACCGAUACUCCCCCUCCUCCACCACCUCCUGAUGCAUAUGAUUCUAUGACCAAUGAUUUCCCACCACCCCCUGCUGAUCUUCCCCCGCCGCCUCCUGAGGCAGACUUCCAUCAAGAGCUUCCUCCCCCACCACCACUGACUAGUCAGCUAAGAGAUGGUAGUCAGCUAAGAGAUGGUAGUCAGUCCCUACCACCCGGGGCAAUGCAGAAAUAUCAACUGUGGCAUGAACAAGAGAAGAGACGUAUUCAAGAAGAGCACGAGCAACGGAUGAGAGAGAAACAGGCGUUAGUCAAUUCCCAGCGACAACUUUACAUGGAUACCAAACAGCAACAGGGACAAACACAGCAAGCAAAGCAGGACCGGCCAGCAUAUGCAUCGCUGCCAAGACAGGGACGUAUUAACAAACAAAGCUCAUUCAACAGCGACCAACAGCGACCUGAACUGCAGAGGCAAAACUCGGGUCCAAAACCUGUACCAAUACCAAGAGCUCCAGGCAGGAAGCCGUCUGAGGACGGACCAAGCAGGCCUAGAAGUGAGCAUUAUCCCUCUGCUGUACCACAGUCUCCACGACCACUCAGUCAGAAUUAUGAAUCACCAUCACAACAAAGACAGACUUCAGAUCCUAGAUAUCCAUCAAGUGGUGAGGAUAUGGGCUCAGCAGAUCCAGGAAAGUGGAGUGCAACUCUUGACACUCACACUUCAGACGAAGAUCUUAAAGGCCCAUCACCAUGGAAACGAGAAGAAAGGGAAAAGUGGGAGCAGUGGCAAGAGAAGCAAAAGAAGAUGAUGCGUGAGCAGGCCAUUGAUGAGUUGACAAGACAAGACAAUCUGACUGCACAACAACAGGAGAAGCUCAGGAAGCUGAGAAUGGAGCAAGAAUUCCAACGUCGUCUGGAAGAGUCUCGUCAAGAAAAUGAUGAAGAAGAAGCUGAAGGUGAAGAGGAAGCUGCCAGGCGACAAGAGCAGUUUGAGAUUGCCCAGGCUCAAGCCGAACAUCUCAUGCAACAAAUGGAAACUAGAGAACAGCAGCAACAAAUGGCAACUAGAGAACAGCAGCAACAAAGACUGGACAAGCUGUCUGGAGAACUGGCUAGGGAGAGGGCCAUACAGCAACAGGUCAUCAAGCAGCAAGAAGAAGAAUACUUCCAACGCAAGAGAGAACAUCGUCAGCUGAGACAAGCGGAACAAGACCAGUUCAUGAGACAGAUUGAUGGAGGGCCAGGAUUUCAGCGGCAGGAAGAAGAGAUGCAUCGACGACACACCAUGCAGAGGUUAGAGUACCAGAGGCGAGAAGCUGAAAUUGAGCAAGAACGACGUCGUAUUGAAGAACAGUUAUCAUUCAAGCCUAACAAUGCUCCGAUGGCUACACCACCUCACUACCAAUCCCAGUACAAUCCACCCCCGUCUAAUGACUCCAACGUGGUUCAUACUAAAGUCAACGUCAGUUAUGUCCCAGGUCCAGAAAAAACCUACUUGUCCCCGACCACGGAGAGAGCACCACCCCCAACAAAUAACCAACAUGCUCAGAAACCCCCUCCUCCUAUCAAACCUAAACCGCCAAUCGCUCCCAAGAAAUUUGCAUUCCAAGCUGGGAAAGCCAACGGACGUGGGCCUGCUUCUAACUAUGCUCCUGUAGGCCCUCUGCCUUAUUCUGCAAACACGUCAACAAUCAGUCAGAUUCCUAUGCAGGAUAACAGUGCCUAUGAGGCCGCCACAGAUUACAACCACACCCCAAACACCAACAACCAAUCUGGCACUUACCAGUAUGCCACCCCAGAAAACUCCCAGAAUCUGAAUACAUUUACGACUGGAGAUACGCCCGCUGUCAUCGGGGCUCAGGAGGUGUACCGUGAUCCACGGGAUCGACUCCUGGCUAGUAAGCAGAACAACAAGGAAGGCCCUACCACUGAGAAGUUGUCAUUCCGAGAUAAGAUGAAGAUGUUUACAGAAGACAGCCCCAUCAAGAAAACCAGAGCCUCAAAGUGGGAGAGAGAAUUCGUGGCGCAAAACCCGCAUCUGAAUAGCACUUAAUGGCAAAUACUCAACAACAUCGUGGAUUGAAAAAAGGGUUGUAAACCAUUAAGUUUGUACACACAUUGUAUAUAUCAAACAUAUGUUUAAUACUUGCAGAAUUUAGGAUUUUGAAGGAAAUACAGGCAUUUCAGAAACAGAAAAUUGAUUGAAUUUUUGUUUCAAAGACAGUAAGGUUUUUCUAAUGAAUUUUGUACAUAGGAAGUGCAUAUUCAAGCCUGUUUUCAACACGUUAUGCCUGGAAAGAGUUGGUUCCUGGUAGUCAUUGAGUUCCUAUUAAGUAAUGUACAUAUAUGUUUGUCUGUCAAUUCACAUGAUUGUAAUAAGGCAAGCUGCUCACAGCGCCUUGACUAGUGAUCUGGAAAUUACUUCAUUGAUUUGUUGAUUUUAAUACGUAUAAUCAAGUGAAGUAUUAAGUUGGGUGUAUUUUUUCUGAUCACGGACUGACGUGGUGCAUAUUGCAUGUUGGUAGGUCAAUGGUAGAUUAUAUAGUGCUACCCAUCUUCGUCACUUGGACCGACUGCAAGAUUGUUUUAUGGUUUUUGUUUUUGAUUUUAGAAUUUUUUGUUUUGUUUUAUAGGAAAUCUUAUAAGUGAAGUUGCCAUUUUUUGAUAAUUAUUUUUUAAAGCAAAUAAUGGAUUGGUUUUUAUAUUGUAUAAAUGACAUGAUAAUGAUUGUGUGUAAAUAAUUCCCAUUGUUUAUUUGUUACUUUUUGACUUGAGUUAUUGCUCAUUGAAAAAGAAAUGACCCCAAAAGCAAUAUUUUGACUGUGAACAAAUAAGUUCAUUAUUAAUAACGGCACUGCCUCUCAAAAGCUCAAAGUUGGCCCAAAUAAGCACGCAAGAACUUGCACAGAAGGAAGUAAACGAUGUCUUUAAAUGAAGCUACUGCACCUGUACUUUACUUUUACACUUGCUCUUCCACAUGUGGACAAUUUCGUUGGCUCCACAAAAGCCACAGCCAUGUCCAAAUGUCUUCUUUGGGGCUACUGUCGAGGUCUUGGGCCAUUAUCAUUGCAACAUCCUGACAAUAGACGUAGCCCUAGCUCUGGAUGCCUAGAUGUUGAAAUGUGUCAUUAUUAAUGUUUUCUCACGCUGUCACACAUUGCAGACACCAUUGUACGCUGUACACUGUUGUAGCUAUGAAGUACCACAACAUACAUGGGUGCAGUGUACAACAUGCAUUGGGUAUGUUAAGGUAUAAGAUUGGGUUUUUUAUUUGUAAAGUUCUUGCCUUCAAAACGACUUAAGAUGUUACUUCAUUGGCUUCCUGUCGAACAACGGCUCGCCUACAAGGUCCUCAUCACAUACCGGGCUUUGAAGUUCUCCUCACCACGAUACAUCUCAUCUUUGCUCAACUUCCACAAACCAUCUCGCUCUGGUCUUCGUUCCUCUAAAGCCUCUUAUCUCCUUGUCCCUAAAACUAAACGAUCAUGGGGAGAUAGAGCAUUUAUGUCAGCAGCUCCCCGGCUGUGGAACAGACUACCGGACUCGGUGAAGGAUUGUGAGACUGUGAAUGACUUUAAGAGAAAACUAAAAACACACAUCUGGACAAAUACUCUUUCUUAAAGAUGAACUUGUUGCAUCUGCACUGUCAGACUGUGUAUCUUAUCAUGAACAUUUAAUUGUGAGCGCCUUGAGCACUCUUUCUGAGUGGAUAUGUUGCGCGUUAUAAAUGUCUACAUUAUUAUUAUUAUUUGACAUACAUGUACAUGCAAAAUGCAUCAUCAUAACGUUGCCCCCUAUCAUCCUGUUUUCAUGUUUUAUUUGACUAGAUGCUAGGAGUGCAUGCUGUGUGUUUGGGUUCAAAUAUUGUCAUACCCAUGAUAAUAUAUCUUGAGACUUGCGUAGUUCAGUGUUUUAUUUACAACCUGCAAAAUUGCCUCCUAUAAUAUCAAAUAUAUUUGCACGCGCCUUGAAUAUCUUUGUUUUGUAAACUCACUGCCUCUUUGUAAAAUAUUGAAUCCUUUUAGUUAAAUUUGUAGCCAGGUAUUAUAUAUUUUUGAUAAUCUUAAAAAUAAGCUUCGUAAUAAUGGUGAUUUUUUUAUGUAUAAUUCUAUAAGUUUUAAUGGUACUAGAGGCAGACUAUUAUGUUUAUGUAAUGCUUGCUUAUUGCUACUUGAGAUCUAAAAUUGAAUCCAAAUAAUGCAUGAUAAAAAUAUCCGACAAUUCGUGCCACAGCCUCAAUAUGAAAUCAGUUUUCAACAAUACAGUAAUCGCAUUGAUGAUCGUUUCUGUGGUUUAGAUUUCAUUGCAUUCUAUAUUUGUUUUGUUGAGAUAUGCAUGAAUUGUAGAAUGUUCAACUUCUUUUUAUCUCCUGUAUACAAAUGUACAUGCAUGCACUCUUAUAGGUGUUUUGUGCAGUACAGCUAUUAACUAAGGUUUGGGUAGAUGUUUGUUUCGUUUUAAACUUAUAAUUAUUUUACAAUGAUCUAAGAUGUAUUAAUUUGAAUGUUUUGCAGUCCAGUUCAGUGCCUAGUUAAGAAUUAGAGUAUUUUUUUUACAUAAAGGGGCAAUUGGUUCCAUUUUUAUGCGUUUCAUGGGGUCUUUUCUACUUCUAUGGCCAGUUUCAACUUGCAAAUAAUUUACAUUGAACAAUCUUUUUCUUCAUUCGAGUUACAGCUGUUCAACAUGUACAUGUAUUCUAUUCAUUAGAGCCUUGUAUUUUGGAGUUAAUGUUUUUGCUUAAAGUGUAACUUAUUUUGAAAGGUAUUAAACUGUUGUAUUAAAAUAAGGGACCAUUUUUUAUUAGCACAGCAUGCCGUGUAUGGGGGUCAUGUCAAGAAAUUCUCCUUUUUUGUAACCAAUAUUCUCAUUGCACUCUGUGAAAUGGUUUCACCAUCUGUCAACUCAUAAAAGGCAUAUUUUUAGAUCAGGAAAACCUGCAUGGUUUUAAAUGUUACUCCACUGCGACUAUUGAUCCAAACAGGCGAUUAUGCAGAUUUUGUUUCAAGAACUUCAGUCAUUCACUAAAUUAACGCAGGAUGUUUUGUGUGGUUAGUUGACAUUUGGUAAGAGUUAACAUUUGGAUUGCGUGUGAAAAUUCACGACUGAUUGAAGUGUGACUGGGUUUGUCAUUAAGUCAGUUAUUUGCAUAACUGUAAUACCAUUGUAUGUUUUUGUAUUAAUGGAAUGGAAUAUUGAAUCUUUACCAACAGUACAAAUGAAUGUUCAUCUUUGCACAACAGAACUAGUACCAUAUUUGUAAUAUCAAUUGUGCACACUACAAUACAUGUACGUCUUUAUUUUUGCUUGGAAAGGGAGUCUUAUAAGUACUAUCAAUCUGAUCAUUUUAAGGUUAAAAUUAAAUAGUUGGGGUUGACCACUGUUCAAAUGUUAAAGGGUAAUGUAUUUUGUACAAAGAAUUAACAUAAAUGGUGAAUGUACUAAUUACGCAAAUAGUUUCUUAUACAAUGUAUAUAGUUCUGCCGAUUAGAGUCAGUUUUGCAUACCGUUUUACUGUUACGUUUAAGCCACCAGUUGCUUUGAGUUGAGAAUAAAACAUAGGUCAUUUAAACAUUAA